Gossypium arboreum is the source of this 1758-nucleotide messenger RNA. RefSeq names its product triacylglycerol lipase OBL1-like. Lineage: Eukaryota; Viridiplantae; Streptophyta; Magnoliopsida; Malvales; Malvaceae. Gene Ontology annotation, molecular function: triacylglycerol lipase activity. The transcript is spliced from 5 exons. The record is from RefSeq and is a predicted model, not a curated record. Gene Ontology annotation, biological process: lipid metabolic process. Bases 59 to 1618 code for a protein of 519 amino acids.
GGAUAAUGUUAAAACUUUAGCCCAUUCUCCUUACAUUAUUAUAAAAACACAGCAACUAAUGUUCAAAAAAAACCAAACAUCCUUAAUCCUAUCUAAACAAAACACAUUAAUGGCUGGUAACAGUGAUAUUGACGGUGGUAUUUCCGGCAAUUGUUUCCGGUACCUAAUUGUGAGACCAGAAAAAGGUGGGGUUUGGGAUUGGAUGAAGUAUUUACUUUGGGGUGACUUAGAGAGUGGGUUGAGGUUCUUGGAAAGCUCGGACCGGGGUUCGGUGGCGAUGGGCGGCGGUGCCAGUGGCGAAGAAGAGGCGAAUGACCGGUGGAUCAUAAUUGUGUCAAUCGUUGUACGGAAACUGCUUGGUUUGUGUAGUAAGCCAAUGGAGUUGACUGGUUACGGAGUUGACUUCAUUCUCAAUCUUAUUUCUCAAAAUGGAUCUCUCUUAGGUUUAUUAUCAAACACUCUCAAUGGAGAAGUAAUAAUACCAAAGAGAGGCACAGAGACAUUUAUUAGUACAAUUGGACAAUUAGAUGAACGAGUUGAGCUUUAUAAACCCGGUUCAGUCACUGAACGAAUUGUAAACUUGGAAUUGGAUGAUAGAGCAAUAAUGGAUCUGUGCAUGAUGGCAUCAAAGCUAGCUUAUGAAAAUGCUCAAGUUGUUAAAAACGUCGUCGUUCAUCAUUGGAAGAUGCAUUUUGUGGACUUCUACAACGGCUGGGAUGAUUACCAAAAGGAGAAUUCAACUCAAGUUUUUAUGAUAUGUGACAAGCCUAAGGAUGCAACCCUAAUAUUGAUAAGCUUUCGGGGCACUGAACCGUUUAAUGCUAACGAUUGGAGCACUGACAUCGAUUACUCAUGGUAUGAAAUUCCAAAAGUAGGGAAACUUCAUAUGGGAUUUCUCGAGGCAUUAGGUUUAGAAAACAGAGAAGAUAUUAGAACUUUUCGUUAUCAUCUUCAAACAAAGAUCGUAAAAGAGUCUGAUGACAUUGAUAAAAUCGACAUCCGAUCACUAGAUAUGACUGCUUACCAUAUGGUGAGAGAAAAGCUCAGGAGCUUGCUAGAAGAGCACAAGAAUGCAAAAUUUAUAGUUACCGGGCAUAGUUUGGGAGGCGCUUUAGCAAUUUUGUUUCCAAUAGUGCUUGUGAUACAUGAAGAGAAGAAAUUAAUGGAAAAAUUGCUUGGAGUUUAUACGUUCGGACAACCGAGGGUUGGGAAUCGACAACUCGGGAAGUUCAUGGAAGCUCAUUUUGAUCAUCCAGUCCCAAAGUAUUUCAGAGUAGUUUAUAGCAAUGAUCUUGUUCCUAGGUUGCCCUAUGCUGAUAAAACCUUCUUGUAUAAGCAUUUUGGGGUGUGCCUCUACUACAACAGCUGUUACAUUGAGCAGAGGAUGGAGGAGGAGCCAAAUAAAAAUUUCUUUGACAUAGAACAACUGAUCCCUGAACAUGCCAAUGCGGUUUGGGAGUUGAUAAGGGGUUUGGCAAUGGGUUACACUCAUGGACAAGACUACAAGGAAGGAUGGUUCUCAAUACUGGUUAGGGUUUUAGGGUUAGCAAUGCCUGGUAUGUCAGCUCAUUGCCCUACGAACUACAUCAACUCUGUGAGACUAGGAAAGUCAAUGUGACAUCGGAUUUCGAUAUAAGUAUUGAAUAUGGGUAUUUAUCCAUUUGAAAAAUUUUAAGUAUUUGAAUAAUCUUAAAAAUAAUUUCUUCCUUUAGAUGUGUCGGAUGCAAAUACCCGACAUGAUAAAUAAAAAAUAAAGAG